UUUGAAGGUCUGAACUGAGUGGUUCAGGAAUUUUCUCCCCAGAUAUCUUCAACGAGUGGUGAUCCACUCGCCACCUCCAAAUCGUACAGACAAAAUCUAUAAUCCUUUUUUCUAAAUUCCACGAAAACAGAUAUUUUUAAAUUCCUAUAAAUAGUGGAACAUUAAGAAAGGAGAAAAAUUUCGCCAUGAAAGCUCUUCAAGCAUCCACUUCUUACAAUGUUGGAUUCGGCAUUUCAGCUGCCGCUCCUCCGCCGCGGCCUUCUCGGCACCGCCAUGUGAUAUUAGCUCAAGUGGAACCGACGGAGAAAUCCGUGGAAAUAAUGAGAAAGUUCUCGGAGCAGUAUGCGCGGAGGUCAGGCACGUACUUCUGUGUAGAGAAAGGUGUGACUUCAGUUGUUAUCAAGGGAUUGGCAGAACACAAGGAUACAUUGGGUGCACCACUCUGCCCAUGCAGGCACUACGAUGAUAAAUAUGCUGAGGCACAGCAGGGCUUCUGGAAUUGCCCUUGUGUUCCUAUGAGAGAAAGGUAAUGCUAGAGGUUGAUGCUGUUUGUUAUUUUUCAUUCCCUGCAGUUAUCAUUUUCUUCUUUGACCAUAUGGGUUCAGUAGCCUGCUUUUCAUUUUCUACUUCGGCAUUUUUGUUGUUAGUGCAAAGAAUGAAAUAUUAGGAUUUUCAUGAUUUAAUGAGGUUUCAUAUAGUCGAUAAUAAUUGAAUUUUCAAGUAUAAUUAGCAUUCAAAGCCUUGGAAUCCUGGAUGGUUUUGAUCUUUUAAACAAGGCACCUCGUAACUCUGUUUACUUUGCAUAGAAUCAACACUGGCCUCUUAGGGGAGAGAAUUUGGCGUCUUAGUGACUUUCUUACAGAGCAAUCUCGUGUAAAUACCAGGAUUGAGGUUUUGUCUCGAUCCUAUUUCAUUCCAAAGAUGGAAGUGAAUAAGGGCACUGAUGGGAUCCUAUUAAAUGAAGAAAGCCAUCAGAGAAGAAACUUAAGCCAAGUCGAUAAGAUGCUAAGAAAGUGAUCUUUAGAAGCCUGUUGUUAUAUCCUAUGUUGCUCGGACUCUCCAUUUUUGGCCAAGUAUCCGUGUCAACACGACACGACACGGAUACGGACACGGGUCGGAUACUCGGCUUUGAACUUGGACACGGCUGGAAAUGGAGGAAUGAAAAUGGCAGCAGCAUUAAACCGGUAAUUGCAAACAGGCAGACAGGGAAGAUGAGGGUUGGAGCUUUGGAGGAGACGAAAUUUCUGGUGCAUUAAUUGCUAUUUGAUGAGUUAGUCUCUUUCCCCGUAAAUUGCACCAGAUUUGAAGAUUCCUCCUAUAAUGGGUCAACUCUUGGAAUUGCAAAAGACGUUUUAUCUGCCUUCUUGGAAUUUUUGCACCAGAAAACUCCACAUACUUUUCAUCGUCCUCUACAGAAAAUUAUUUUCUUCAAUCGAAAAUUCAAUCAAAAAAUUCCAGAAUAUUGCUUACUCCUAAUUUUCAAGUAUGAAUCCAUCUAAUUCAAUCAAAAAAUUCCAGAAUUAUGUU
Olea europaea var. sylvestris is the source of this 1527-nucleotide messenger RNA. Its product is annotated as ferredoxin-thioredoxin reductase catalytic chain, chloroplastic. The coding region runs from base 186 to 530 and encodes 114 amino acids. The record is from RefSeq and is a predicted model, not a curated record. NCBI's taxonomy places the organism in Eukaryota, Viridiplantae, Streptophyta, Magnoliopsida, Lamiales, Oleaceae. Gene Ontology annotation, molecular function: oxidoreductase activity, acting on iron-sulfur proteins as donors. The transcript is spliced from 4 exons.